GGCCGGCUCAUUUCACUGACUGCGAGCGGUCGUUUCGGGCAACUUUGUCAGCCUUUCGCGUCCGUCUUUUCACAGCCGGCGAGUGAGCCUAAUUUUUUUUCACCCACUCUCAAGAAAAACCACCAGAAACCGAAAUGCGUGAGUGCAUCUCAAUCCAUGUCGGCCAGGCCGGAGUUCAGAUCGGCAAUGCCUGCUGGGAGCUCUACUGCCUCGAGCACGGGAUCCAACCGGACGGGCAGAUGCCGUCGGAUAAGACGGUCGGAGGUGGCGACGACUCGUUUAACACUUUCUUCUCCGAGACCGGAGCCGGGAAACACGUUCCUCGCGCUAUUUUCGUCGACCUCGAGCCGACUGUUGUCGAUGAGGUGAGGACUGGGACAUACAGGCAGCUUUUCCACCCCGAACAGCUCAUCACUGGUAAAGAGGAUGCUGCGAACAACUACGCCCGAGGGCACUAUACGAUCGGAAAGGAGAUCGUCGACUUGGUGCUGGACAGGACCAGGAAACUCGCGGACCAGUGCACCGGCCUCCAAGGUUUCCUCAUUUUCCACUCCUUUGGCGGCGGGACCGGCUCAGGGUUCACGUCCCUCCUCAUGGAACGGCUCUCCGUGGAUUACGGGAAGAAGAGCAAGUUGGAGUUCGCCAUCUACCCGGCUCCUCAGGUGUCGACGGCGGUCGUCGAGCCUUACAACUCGAUCCUUACGACCCACACCACCCUGGAACACUCCGACUGCGCUUUCAUGGUCGACAACGAGGCCAUAUACGACAUCUGCAGGCGCAAUCUGGACAUUGAACGUCCCACAUAUACGAAUCUAAACCGACUUAUCGGUCAGAUCGUCUCGUCUAUCACGGCGUCCCUCAGGUUCGACGGCGCACUCAACGUCGACCUGACGGAAUUCCAGACGAAUCUGGUGCCCUACCCCAGGAUCCAUUUCCCUCUGGUGACAUACGCGCCUGUCAUCUCCGCCGAGAAGGCUUAUCACGAACAGCUGUCCGUCAUGGAAAUCACGAAUGCCUGCUUUGAACCUGCGAACCAAAUGGUGAAGUGCGACCCCCGCCAUGGUAAGUACAUGGCCUGCUGCAUGCUCUACAGAGGGGAUGUCGUGCCCAAGGAUGUCAACGCGGCCAUAGCGACCAUCAAGACAAAAAGGACGAUCCAGUUCGUCGACUGGUGCCCGACCGGAUUUAAAGUCGGCAUCAACUACCAACCGCCGACCGUCGUGCCCGGUGGCGACCUGGCUAAAGUCCAACGCGCCGUCUGCAUGCUAUCUAACACAACCGCCAUCGCCGAAGCGUGGGCGCGCCUCGACCACAAGUUCGACCUCAUGUACGCCAAGAGGGCCUUCGUCCACUGGUACGUCGGCGAGGGGAUGGAAGAAGGGGAGUUCUCCGAAGCCAGGGAGGACCUCGCCGCUCUCGAAAAGGACUACGAGGAGGUUGGAAUGGAUUCGGUCGAAGGCGGAGACGAAGGCGCCGAAGAAUACUAAACCUUUCGUCUUUUAAUCCAACGCUUCACGAAUCCACACUAGCAGGCUUACCCUAAAUCCGAGCAUGAGCAAGCUUCAGUAGUAACCCGGCCGAUCAGGUCGUCCCCAAUGUAAUAGCUUCAACAAAUACACUCAUGAGAGGAAAAUAA
Molecule: messenger RNA, 1636 nt
Organism: Cimex lectularius (bed bug)
Lineage: Eukaryota; Metazoa; Arthropoda; Insecta; Hemiptera; Cimicidae
Product: tubulin alpha-1 chain-like
Exons: 3
Coding region: 135-1487 (450 amino acids)
Biological process (GO): microtubule cytoskeleton organization; mitotic cell cycle
Cellular component (GO): cytoplasm; microtubule
Molecular function (GO): structural constituent of cytoskeleton; GTP binding
Source: RefSeq, a predicted model, not a curated record